AUGAUCUCUUUUAAAUUAUAAUUGAUACUUUUACUACUUUUCCUUUAGACUAAAGGAAUUGAUUUAUGUAGAGAGUAUGAACAGUUUGAAAUUUGCAUUUAGAGUGAUAAUGAUAAGUGCAAAUGGGAUGAAACUAGAAAACUUUGUGAAAACACUUUUGAUUUUUAAUAAGGAUGUAGUAUAACUUUGAAUAAGAAGGCUUGCGUAAGACAAAUCGGGAAUGUCUUAGGUUAACCAGCUAAAUGUACUACAAUAAAUCUAAAUAAGGUCGCUUUUUAUAUGUUUGUGAAGAAAUUCCCGAUUUAGAAAUAGAGAAAUGUGAAAACCAUCUCUCAAAAUCUGGAUGUAUAUCAAUUAUGAAUCCAGAACAAGUUUGUUUUUGGAAAGACAAUAGUUGUCAUGUAUUGUAUUAAAAUCAAUGGAAUUAAGUUCAAUAAGACUUUGAUUAAGUUGAAUAUAGUGUUUCAGCUUGUUCAUUAAUAGAGAACUAUUUAAUUAUUCAUAGUAAUCUUUUAUGGAAUAUGAUAUCCUAUUUUCCAGAUUUAUUCACAGAAGCAAACAAUUCAUUCAAAAAGGAGAUGGGUUUAGAUGUAUCAAAUGAUAUUAUAUUUGAUGAUCCAAAUACAGUUUCAUUGAAAAAUAACUAUCAAUUAUCUAAUGGAUCAUUUUCUUGGUAUACAAUAAGAGAAUCAAAGGAAAUCACUUUAACAAAUUGUAAAAUUUGAGUUCUAAUAAAUAUAGUAUAGAAGUCUUACCGUUAUAGAUAUGGAUGUAUAGCUAUAGAGAUUGAAAAUGAUAGUGAUUAUUCUAAACUUAUUGCAUUAACAGAUGAGGUAAGAGGUAUUAAUCAUUUAUAUUGUAAAUAUUUGAAUAGAAAUCCAAAUAUAGCAGAAAAUUAUGUUUAUUCUGAUGGGAUAUGUAAGAAAUUUAGUUAUUCUGAUUUAAAUAAUGUUUAAAAAACAGUUGAAUACAAAUUAAAUUGUAAAUCACUUGACUUUUAGUAAUGUAUUUAUUUUGAUUCAAUUAUCCAUACAUGUAGAUUAAAGGGAGUUGAAUAUGAAUAUUCUUGUGUGAAUUAAGAAGAUGAUUAUGUGCCUGUUUGUGAAAAUGCUUAUUGCACAGUUAAAUAAUGUUCAUAAUAAAUAUUUCAUUACUUGGAUACGGAAACACUCUUAUGUAAUAAUAAGUGUUCCUUAUUCAUGUUAAAUACUUAAAGUUCUUGUGAAGCAAUAAAAGGAUGUAAGUUUUUAGGGACAAGUGCGAUAUAAAUGUAGAAAACUUGUUCUCCUCAAAAUGGAUGUGAUCAAUUAGGUAUUGAGAAGAUGUAUUGUAAGUUGUUAAAAGAUUAAUGUGGAUGGAAUGAAUAGUAAUAAAGAUGUUAUAGAAUAAAGGACGAAGAAUUUAAAUUGAUGAAAUGUAAUUAAGCUUUUAACGCUUAAUCUUGUACUCUUAUUACUUUAAGUGAUUAGAUUUGUUAUUGGAAUACCAAUUCACUUGAAUGUUUAAAUGUUUUAGAAUAACCAAUUCUUAUAUAUUAAAAAUCAGUUAUAGACAAAGAUGAUACUGACUAUUGGAAUAUAUUAUUUUAAAAAAUUAGCAAUGAAAACUUAUGUAAAUAUUAAUAAACAAUUCCUACUGAAUAUUUUCCAAAUAAAGGUUUAUGUUAUUUUUUUCAUUAUACCCCUGAAACAAGUGAUUAAAACCAUAUAAAUCUUUAUUCAUGUCUUAAACUUUAACCAGGAAUUAAUAAGUGGGAUUCUUUAACUUAAAAAUGUAUAAGUCUUUAAGAAAUAGAUUUAAAAGAAUUUGAUUGUAAUACUUAAGUACUUGUUAAUGAGAAAAUAUGUCAGAAAUCUAAAGUUUCAAGUUCUGAUUAUCUUUGUAUUUUUGAUUCAUACACUAAUUCUUGUUAUGAAUAAAAAUUGACAUCCAUUUAAUCAUUUCGAUGUGAUGGAUAUGGUUUUACAAAAGAAGUUUGUGUAAAUUUAAAAGGAUAUGGAGUUUAUUGUAAAUUUUCUGCUGGAAUAUGCUAAACAAUAUCUGUUGAUGAGAUUAAUUCUAUUCGUUGUUCAUCUCUAUAAAAUGUGAAUUAACGAGUGUGUAAUUUACAUAACUUAUAAUAAACAGUUUGCUUAUAUGAUUAAUCUAUUAAUUCAUGUUACACUCCUAGUAUUUAUGCUAAAAUAACAUAUUAAACUGAAAUAAAUCGAUAUGGUUGUCAAUUAGUAUAAGAUUCAUUAACUUAUUUUGAUUUAAAUUUAAAUGAAUGUAUAUAAUUUAGUGAAGAUGAUAAUAUUUUGUUAUCAAAUUUAGAAUGCUAAUAAAAUUAUGUAAAUUAAAAGACUUGUUUAUCUAUAAUUAAAAGUGGUUAAAUUUGUUAUUGGGAUUAUAAUGAGAAUAAAUGUAAAAAUUAUUCAAGGAAUUUCUCUAAUUGUUAAGAUGAAGAAAAUUUUACAAGUAAAUUUUGCUAAGUUCUUGAAUCUGAUGUAUCUAAAUAAUUAAUAAAUGAUAAUUAUUGUAGUUUUGUUGAUAAUAAAUGUUAAGCUAAAUCUACUUAUAUAAGUGAUUGUGGAAUUACUGAAAAUAUGAAUAUACAUAGAUGUAGUGGGUUAACUGGAUUAAAUGAAUCUGGAGAAUAUAUUUAAAUGUGUGCAUUCAUUAAUUAUCUAUGUACUCCAUUAAUUGAUGAUUCUAUGGAUGCUUUUUUAAUUUUAAAUUAGAUAUAAUGUUUAUAGGCUAACUUAAAAGCUUGUACAAAAGUAUAAACUAAUGGAUAAUAUUGUAAAAUUAUAGAUUAUGUUUCAAACAAUCAUUUCAUUAUCGAUAAGAAAUGUAUAUAGAUUAAUGAUAAAAAUUAACCAUGUGAUACUAUUAAUACUAAUUUUCUAAAAAAUUAAAUAAAUCCAAAUCAUUGUUCAAGAGCAAAUGAUAGUUGUUUAUAUGAUUAAUCAAUAGGAUGUUAAAUGCCUAUCAAUGAUGACUUAGAAUGUAAUACUUUAGGAUUAUCAUAUUUUGGAUGUAUUCUAAAUACUUAAAAUCAUAGAUGUGCAUUUUACAAUUUUAAAUGCCAAUAUUUACCAUAACAUAAAACCAUUUCAGAUUGUAAGUAUCUAAAUUAAUUUGCGUGUUCUAAUUAUUAAUAUUUAAAAUGUUAUUGGAAUGGUUAAAUGUGUGAUGUAACUUUUGAUUAUUUUAUGGAAUAUGGUGGUGAUUUUACAUGUAUAUUGGAUGAAUAUAAUUAUUUUUUAGUAUCAGAUGGUUCUACUUGUAUUUACGAAGAAGAUCAAUUAAAUUAUGAAUUAUAUAAUUGUGAUAGUAAAUUAAAUUAAUUUGCUUGUGGAUCAAUACCAGAUUAAUAUUGUUAAUUUAUUUAGAAUUAAUGUUAAUUUUAUAAAUCUACAUUAUGUGAAGAUUCAAUUCAAACAUGUAAUUUUAAUAAUUCUAUUAAUUUGAAAUGUGUAUUAAAAGAUGGAAAAUGUUUUCAUUUUCCAUAUACUAAUUUUACUUGUGAUUUCUUUGAAAAAACAAACUUUGAAUUUUGUUAUUAAUAUCCAAAUUGUGUUUAUGCAGAUUAGAAAUGUUAAUAAAUUGAUUAAACUUAAGAUUAUUGGUAUUGUUAUUAUUUAUCUUAACUUGAUUGUAUUAUCAAAAAUAAAUAAUAUUCAUGUUCUUGGGAAUAUAAUGAAUGUAUAGAUUUUGAAGGUACAACUUGUCCAUCACUGAAUGGAUAUCAUUCAUUUAAUGCAUGUGCAUAAUUUCCAAAUUGCAUAUAUGGAUAUACUAAAAGUGGUUUUGGAUUUUGUUAUUCUGAUACAGAUUUUGACACUUUAACAUGUGAAUAAUUAAAUCAAAAUUUAUGUCUUUAAGAUUUAACUCAUCUAAAUUCUUCCCUUUUGUGUUAUUGGGAUUAAUCAUGUAAAAAUAUCAAUACUACAUAAAUUACCUAAUGUGAAGAUCUAUAAAAUAUGUAAUCAAGUUACGCAGCUUGUGCAUAAUUAAAUUAAGAACAAUGCAUGUAUUCAUUUAUAGAUAAUAAAUGCAAACUUAUUUCUGAAUAUUUAUCAGUAACAUCUUGCAAAGGUACUACAUCAAAAUAAUGUUCAUAAAUUAAAAAUACUUGUUACUUUAAUGGAUCUAAAUGUUUAACUACAGGAGUAUCUGAAUAAUUAAAUAAAUUUGGAUGUAUUAAUUAAUCAGGAACUUGGAAAUUCUCAUAUUUUACCUGUUCUAAAUUGACAAAUGAAAUGCAAUCAAGUUGUACCAAUUUAUCAAAACAGGCUUGUUUAAGUGAUCUUACAAAGGAAAUUAGUUGUUAAUGGAAAGAUCAUAAUUGUUUCAAUUUACUUGAAAAUGAAAAUAAAAAACUAAUUUCAUGUCAAGAUUUAAAUCAAAGAGCUUGUCAAAAUGUUAGUCUAUCAAAUAUCUAAUGUAUUUGGAAUACUACAAAUAAAAGUUGUGAUUAGAUUACUCUAACAAAUACUGAAUGUAGUAAUCUUAACAAUUUAGAUCCCUUAAUUUCUAUUAGUGUCUGCUCAAGUUAAACAACUAAAAGUUGUGUUAGACAUUAUGACAAAACUAAAUGUACAGAAAUAAAUGAGAAAUUGAACAAUUGUAAUCUCUAUGGAUUAAACUUAUAAGCAUGUAUGUAAUAAACAACAAUACCUUGUACUUGGGUGUAACUAAAUGAUGGAGGAUAUUGUGAUGAUGCUAAUCUAUAUAUAGCGUUAUGUUAGGAUUUAUUAAAUUAAUCAGCUUGUAUAAACAUUAAAACAUCAGGUUAAAUUUGUAAAUGGGAUGUAUCAAAUUAAAAAUGCAUUGAUUAAAUUUUUACAACUUGUGAAUCUGCUGACAAUGAACAUACAUUUAUGGCUUGUAAAAGUGUAACUGAAGAAGCAUGUUAGUAUAAUCAUUUAUAAAUGUCAUGUAAUCAAGUCUAAUAUAUUCCAACUACUUGUUCUAGUGAUUAUAAUUAUUAGGCUUGUAUGUUAUCUACAGAUAUCUGUGUAUGGGAUUCAAAUAGAUGCAUCUACAAUUCAAAUUAAAACUGCCUUAAAUUCAAUACAAAAAUAAAAUGUCUUGAAAGUGAUUCAUAAAAUUGUCAAUGGUUAGAAAAUUAAUGUAUAGAUUUUGAUCCCUUUUUUGUUAAAGUUUAUUGUUAUGAAUUACCAAAGAAUAUUAAUAAUUAUGCUUGUAAAAGUAAUUCAAUAGAACCCUGUAUUUAUGAUUCUAAAUUGAUGUAAUGUUUUGCAAGUCAAGAUAAAAUGAGAUCAGUAUUUGAUUGGUCAUCAAUUGAAGAUAUUGUCAGACUCUAAAAACCUGGUCAUUAAUCAUCUAUAUUACAUGGUACAUGUGAAUAAUUGUAAAAUAUAUAUUAUUGUAUAAAAUCAAGAAUUCAAAAUAAAUCAUGCAUUUGGAAUUAUUCAUGUUAAGAAGUAACAGAUUUUAAAAUUAUAACUUGUUCAGAUUCUCUUAACAUAUGGGGAUGUUUAAAUGUAUAAAAUAAUAAUUAAUAUUGUAUCUGGAAAGAUUAAAAAUGUUUAUAAUGGGAUUCCACUCUAGGUAUUAUGGAAAAUGUUAAUAGAAAUGUUUGUAUUAAAAAUAGUGUAAAUAGUGUUUAUGAAUAGAAUUCUUGUAUUUAGAAACCAAUUGAAUCUAUAUUAUGCACAUCAGAUGGAAUUAGUAAAAUAACAUGUUUAUCUAUACCAAAUCAAUAAUGUUAAUGGAUUAAUUCUUGUAUCAAUUUUGUUUUAACAAAUUAAAAAAAGUGUUAAGAUUAUCAAAAUGUAAAUUAUUUUGUUUGUUAAAUGAUAACUGAUUUAACUUGUAGUUAUGAUUUUUAAAAACAUAUUUGUGUUGAUGCAUCAAAUGAAAUUUUUGGAUUAGGAAUCUCUAAAUUUGGUUGUAUUUCUAAUAAGAAUAUUCCAACAUUUUGGAAUAAUAAUCAUGGUUGUUAAGAAUUGGUUGAUUAUAUUGAUUGUGAUACUACAUUGAUUGUUAAUGAAUUUGCUUGUCGUAAAUACGUAAAAAAUAAAGCUUGUUUUUAUGAUUCAAUUGCUAAUCAAUGUAAGAGUCACUUCAAUAGAUGGUAAUUGUAAUGUAAGACUGAAGGAUUAAAUUUAUUGGGUUGUGUGUAAGUCUAACAAGAACCAUGUAUUUUUAUAGAUAAUAAAUGUUAGGUAUUUAAAGAAUCAUCAUCAAUAUGUAUGUUUAUUAAUCUUGUCAAUUCUAAAGCCUGUGCAUCAGUCAUUAAUUAACAAUGCUCUUAUGAUCCAAUCAAUUUCAAAUGCUAAACUCCAUUAAUAAAUGAAAAUUAUUGUAAUAUUUCAGGAAUCAAUAAGGAUACUUGUGAAAUUAAUGCUCUUUGUAUGUGGAAUCAAGAUGAUUUAGAUUGUAAGUGCAAAUCAGAUUAGAAAAUUGAUAUAUGCUAAAUCUCUAAUAUUUCUUAAUGCAGAUCUAAUAGUAAAUGUUAUUUCGACCUUGAUAUUUAUAAGUGUAUUAAGAGAUAAUGUUAUCAUUUAAAGGAAUCUGAAUGUUCAGCAAUUAUGGAUAAUAAGACUUGUUAUUUAAAUUAAAAGAAUGUUUGUUAACCAGCUACUAAAUGUGAAGACAUCAUUGAUCCAUAACAAUCUUGUUCAACCAUCUAUAUUAAUUCCUAGCCAUGUAUUUAGGCGGGUAAUUCCUGUAUUACAUCUAAUAAUUAUAGCAUUUAUUGUCCAUAUUCAGAUUGUUCCAAUUCUAAUUGUAUAAUUUAAUAUGGAGCAUGUAAAAUGAAGACAUGUAAUGAUUAUACUCCAAAAGAAUGUUAAUUAGUUUAAGGUUGUUAUUUAGAUUAAGAAAACAAUUGUUAAUAAUUACUUAGAUGUAGCCAAAUUACUUAAGAAAUUUAUGGUGAAUAAGUGAAUAAUAUUUGUAACACCUCUUCAGUUGGAGGUCUUAUAUGUAGUUGGUAAAGAUAUACUUUAUUAGAUGAUACUGAGAUAUGCACCAAUCAAUAUUGCGAGUAAUUUAUUAUAUUUUAUUGUAGAAUCUAUGGAUCAUCAACUACACUAUGUUAAGGAAAUGAAUUUAAUGGUUUUUCAUGUGUGCUAUUAAAUCAAUUAGUGUGUAAAUAAUGUGAAUAUAUUACGGAACCCUGCUUUUGCAAUUAAUAAAAAAAUAUUUGUAUCUAUGAGAAUGGCAAAUGUAAUUCUAUUUUGUGUUCCAAUUUCUUAACUAAAGAAACAUGUUCCUAAGCUUCAGAUCGUUGUUAUUGGAGUACUUAAUCUGAAAACAAUACAGAAAUUAAUCUUUGCUUAAAGUAAUGUGAAAAAAUCAUAGAUGCUAUUGAAUGUAACAGUAGAUUAAAUGAAUGUUAUUUUGAAAUUUCUAAUGGAUUAUGUGUCAAAGGGCAAAAAUAAAUACUAGAUUUGAGUUCUGAAAUUCUAAUCGAAGAAUUUUAUGCCUUUAUCAUAUAAGGAUACAUAUUUUUAAGUUUGAUUAUUUUUAUGUGA
Paramecium pentaurelia is the source of this 7490-nucleotide messenger RNA. NCBI's taxonomy places the organism in Eukaryota, Ciliophora, Oligohymenophorea, Peniculida, Parameciidae. The record is from the annotation of a GenBank genome assembly.